Molecule: messenger RNA, 2103 nt
Organism: Archocentrus centrarchus (flier cichlid)
Lineage: Eukaryota; Metazoa; Chordata; Actinopteri; Cichliformes; Cichlidae
Gene: wee2
Product: WEE2 oocyte meiosis inhibiting kinase
Exons: 12
Coding region: 82-1842 (586 amino acids)
Biological process (GO): protein phosphorylation; regulation of meiosis I; mitotic cell cycle
Cellular component (GO): nucleus; cytoplasm
Molecular function (GO): magnesium ion binding; non-membrane spanning protein tyrosine kinase activity; ATP binding
Source: RefSeq, a predicted model, not a curated record
UGUGGUUGGGCCGCCUGGUUCGGAUCGGGCGGUGGGAUCUCCUCCCAGUCCAGCAGCGGGGCUCGGUCCGACUGUUCCACCAUGGUACUGUUGCAGCCUCCGAGGACACAGAAAGAAAAGGAAAAAACACAAAGCUCCGAUGUCCAGGUGCUAUUGUGGCAUGGCAUUGUGAAAGAAGUCGUUCCUCGAACUCAGACCCCAAGCAUGGCUACGUUAUUUGAUGGGAUCAGCCAGCAGCUGGAUUUUUCUAGCUGUGGAGAAGAGAGCAGCGGCAGCAGCAGCAGCAGUGACAACUCGGAUGACAGCACCUCCAGAAUCUGCAGUCCCACCUCCGCUUGCAGGACCCCCAGAGUGCAACGUCACUUCAGCAGAAGCAGCUCUUUAUGUUCCCCUCAACACUGUACCAGCCCCAUACCUUAUGCCUCCUGGAGGAAGCUGAGACUGUGUGACUCUCCCAGCACGCCCAAGAGUUUGCUAUCAAAGUCCUCCCAGCCUUACUCCAGUCUUAAGAUAAGUCGUCAACAGAGAACUCUGCGUUUUGCCUCAGCUGCCGCAAGCCUUAUCAUGGCACCUCUUGUCAACGUGAAUCCUUUCACCCCGGACACAGUGCGCAGGAACAGUGAGCAACAGUGGAGGAACAGUUGUAGGAGAGGUGAUGAUGAUGCUUAUGGCCACAGGUUUAAACACAGCCUAACGUCAUCUGAAGAGGAUGAUGAAGCCUUUCUCCCACCAAAGAGACGAGCUGUCCAAGCCUUCAUGCUGUCACGCUAUGAGAGUGAGUUCCUGGAGAUUGAGUGCAUUGGUGUGGGUGAGUUUGGUGCAGUUUACAAGUGUGUGAAGAGGCUGGAUGGCUGCUUGUAUGCCAUUAAACGCUCCCGACGACCCCUGGCAGGCUCUGCCAAUGAGCAGCUGGCCCUAAAGGAGGUGUAUGCACAUGCUGUUCUUGGGCAUCACCCACAUGUCGUUCGAUAUUACUCAGCAUGGGCAGAGGAUGAUCACAUGAUUAUUCAGAAUGAAUACUGUGAUGGUGGGAGUCUCAGUGAUGCUAUUGUGCAGAGGGAGGUAAAGGGAGAGCUGUUCACAGAGGCUGAGUUGAAAGAUCUGCUUCUACAAGUGUCUAUGGGUCUAAAAUACAUCCACAGCUCAGGCCUUGUUCACUUGGACAUCAAACCAAGUAAUAUAUUCAUUUGCCACCGACUCAGCACAAUUGAGGGCGAGAGUGAAGAGGAAGAUGAUGGAAGCCCUUCAGCCAGAGUCAUUUACAAAAUUGGUGACCUGGGUCAUGUGACAUCAACCAGCAGUCCUCAAGUUGAAGAGGGGGAUACCCGCUUUCUGGCCAGUGAAGUCCUGCAUGAGAAUUACAGCUACCUCCCCAAGGCAGACAUAUUUGCUCUGGGCCUUACAGUGCUGCUGGCAGCCGGGGCUUCUCCUCUGCCACUAAAUGGAGAGCAGUGGCACAGUCUUAGAGAGGGGCGUCUCCCCAAGCUCCCACAGGAGCUCUCGCCUCCCUUUAGAUGCUUACUUCAGUUGUUGUUGGAUCCAGACCCAACGAAGCGGCCAUCUGCCAGGGAGCUUUGCAAACACACAGUCUUGAGGGAGAAGAGGACUGAGAGGCUGGCUGCUCAGCUACGAAGAGAGCUGAAUGUAGAGAGGUUCAGGACUGCCAUGCUUGAAAAAGAACUCCAGGAGGCCCGUCAGGCAGUAUUGUCACCCAAGCAGAACCUCCCACAGGGGUGGAAACCACCUGUUAAGAUGGGCUCUCUCCCCAGAACAGGGAGGAGGCUUGUUGGUAGAAAGACUGUGCGAUCCAUGAGCUUUGGUUGCCCAGGUUAUGGAGUUUGAUGGGAUGACAAUGAAGCCUGCAUUUGUUCUUUGCUGUGUUUAUUGUAACCCAUGCUGGGUAAAGGUUGUGAUUAAAAAUGCAGCAGUAUAGAAUGAUUGCAGCAGCAAUCCUACCAGAAAUAAUGGCUGAAUUCUUAUUUUUUUUUUUUUCUGCUUGGACUAAGACUUAAAGCUUUGAACAGAACGGUUUUAGUCUAAUUGUACUCUUGACUCAAACACAUGUCUCAGGUGACAAUUUCAACAUCUUGUAACAAGUGUAGA